AUGUUUCGAGCCACAAAUAUCACAAGGUCUGGUGGACCUCAGGCGAACCCCUUUACAAAGUAUCUCGCAACACUCUCAGCAGACGGAGAGCAAGCCAAAUAUUUUAAAUUACCCGAGAUCGAUUCUAAAUAUGAAACUUUGCCUUUUUCUAUUCGUGUUCUUCUCGAGUCAGCGGUCCGCAAUUGUGACGAGUUUGACAUUACAUCAAGGACUGUGGAAAAUAUAUUAAAUUGGAAAGAUAAUUGUCACAGGAGUAUUGAAAUUCCUUUUAAACCUGCUCGUGUUGUUCUUCAAGAUUUCACCGGUGUACCUUGCGUGGUUGAUUUGGCUGCGAUGCGAGAUGCUACAAAGCAUUUGGGAGGAGAUUUGAAUAAGAUUAAUCCGCAAAUUCCUGUGGAACUUGUUGUUGAUCAUUCAGUUCAGGUUGAUAAAUACGGCACCCCAUCAGCGGCAAAGGAGAAUCAAGAUAUUGAAAUGUCCCGCAAUCGUGAGCGUUUUGAGUUUCUUAAAUGGGGUUCUAAUGCCUUUGACAAUCUUCUUAUUGUACCUCCUGGAUCUGGUAUUGUACACCAAGUUAAUCUUGAAUACCUUGCCCGUGUCGUAUUUAACAAUAAGGGAAUGUUAUACCCUGACUCUGUUGUUGGUACAGAUUCUCACACCACUAUGGUGAAUGGUGUUGGUGUUGUUGGUUGGGGUGUUGGUGGUAUUGAGGCAGAGGCUGGUAUGCUGGGUCAAUCUCUCUCCAUGGUGUUACCACAAGUGGUGGGAUAUCGCUUUACAGGGAAACUCCCAGAAGGUUGCACAGCAACAGAUCUUGUACUCACUGUUGUGAAAAAUCUUCGUAAACUUGGUGUGGUGGGUAAGUUUGUCGAGUUUUACGGUCCAGGAGUGGACACCCUCUCUCUUCCUGACCGCGCAACUUUGGCGAAUAUGGCACCAGAGUAUGGUGCUACCACUGGAUUUUUCCCAAUUGAUAAGGAAACCAUUAAUUACCUUCGUUGCACAAGUCGCAGUCCUGAACACCUUGCACGUAUUGAAAACUAUGCUAGAGCUGUUAAAAUGUUCCGAACUGGAAGUGAAAAUAUUGAGUAUUCAGAAAAUCUCGAACUUGAUCUUUCUACAGUGGAACCUUCUCUUGCAGGUCCUAAACGUCCACACGAUUAUGUGCCUCUAAAGAACAUGAAAGAAGAUUUCAACGCAUGUCUUGGAGCAAAGACUGGUUUUAAAGGAUUUGGUAUUCCUGCAGAAGAUCAUAAUAAGGUGAAAAAGUACAUGGUAAAUGGUAAGGAAGCAGAAAUGCGUCAUGGUAGCGUUGUUAUUGCGGCCAUUACUUCAUGUACUAAUACUUCUAAUCCAAAUGUUCUUGUGGCAGCUGGAUUACUUGCUAAAAAAGCAGUUGAAAAGGGAUUAACUGUUCCACCAGGAAUUAAGACAUCCCUUUCACCUGGAUCACACGUCGUAACCAAGUAUCUGGAAGCUUCUGGAUUACAAAAGUUUUUGGAUGAACUGGGAUUUAAUACUACUGGAUAUGGUUGUAUGACUUGCAUUGGUAACUCUGGAGAGAUUGAUCCAGCAGUCUCAAAAUGUAUAAGUGAUAAUAAUUUUGUUGCUGCAGCCGUACUUUCUGGUAAUCGUAAUUUUGAGGCCAGAAUUCAUCCACAAACUGCUGCAAACUAUUUGGCAUCACCUCCACUAGUUGUGGCAUACGCAUUAGCAGGAAAUGUCAAUAUUGAUUUUGCUACAGAACCUAUUGUGAACGGUGUUUAUCUUCGAGAUAUUUGGCCUACUAAUGAAGAGAUAGCAGAGGUUGUACAGAAGUAUGUAACACCUGAUCUUUUUAAGUCUGUAUAUGCCAGUAUUACAACACUUAAUGAACAAUGGAAUGCACUUAAAGUAAAGGAAGGUAAAUUGUACGAAUGGCAACCUAAGUCUACAUAUAUUCACCACCCACCAUAUUUUGACUCUAUGACUAUGGAUAUUACACCAACGGGAGCUAUCAAGGAUGCUGUUUGUUUGGCACUUUUUGGAGAUUCUAUUACUACUGACCAUAUUUCUCCAGCAGGUAAUAUUGCGAAGGAUUCACCUGCUGCUAAAUUUCUUAUGGAUCAUGGAGUUGAACGUAAAGACUUUAAUACAUAUGGUUCUCGUCGUGGUAAUGAUCUCGUGAUGGUACGGGGUACAUUUGCUAACACACGUCUGGGUAAUCGAAUUGUCGGUGAAGGCCAGACGGGACCUUUUACCAUUCAUUGGCCAACAAAUGAGAAGAUGUACAUAUUUGAUGCUGCCGUAAAGUACAUGCAGGAAAAAACGCCACUUAUUAUCAUUGCUGGUAAAGAAUAUGGCAGUGGUUCCUCACGUGACUGGGCUGCUAAGGGACCUUAUUUACAAGGUAUUAAGGUGGUCAUUGCAGAGAGUUUUGAACGUAUUCAUCGUUCUAACCUUGUUGGAAUGGGUAUUAUUCCACUUCAAUUUAAAUCAGGUGAAAGUGCUUCUUCACUGGGGCUCACAGGAAAAGAAAAGUUCAGCUUUGACUUCUCCGCAAACAUGAGUCCUGGACAAGAGAUAACAGUGCGGAAGGAUGAUGGCACCUCCUUCAAGACGAUCCUCCGCAUUGAUACUGAUAUGGAGGUAAAGUAUGUGGAAAAUGGUGGUAUUCUACAGUAUGUUCUUCGCGAAAAGAUCCGCGGUGCCUUGUAA
Messenger RNA from Trypanosoma theileri, 2697 nucleotides. Its product is annotated as putative aconitase. Lineage: Eukaryota; Euglenozoa; Kinetoplastea; Trypanosomatida; Trypanosomatidae. Gene Ontology annotation, molecular function: 4 iron, 4 sulfur cluster binding; aconitate hydratase activity. Gene Ontology annotation, biological process: tricarboxylic acid cycle; citrate metabolic process. The transcript has a single exon. Bases 1 to 2697 code for a protein of 898 amino acids. Gene Ontology annotation, cellular component: cytosol; mitochondrion. The record is from RefSeq and is a predicted model, not a curated record.